AUGUACGAAGAUGUAUUUUUACGUAACUUUAGGGAAGUCGGUAGCAAAGGUACGAAUCGGCUUAGUGCUCCCAGGACUCUUGCCCACAUAGUCACACUAACCGCCCAAACGUUUGCCUCCACCUCCAUUCCCUAUGCCGCCGCCCUGUGCGCCCCUCCCUCACUCCUCGACCCACGUAGUCUCUCCCGGGCGUUUCAGGCUUCAGUCGGACGCCAUCGGUCGUAUAUCGCAGUCUUGUUUCCUUUCGAGCAACAAGUACGAUACUAUCGACUGGUAGGCAGCCUCAGCAACCUGGCUGCGCCUACGCGCACCCGCUCUGAGCAGUUCCAAAGUGAUAAUUUGGAUAUUGACCACAGCAGAGAGAAGGCGCCACGUGUGGGCCUGUGUACAACCGGGGGCGGGCGCUUUGCGCCGCCCCACCACGAUAUACUUUAUACCCGCCAGAUGGUUUAUUGACAUUCGGAAAGAGUAAGCAUGAUGUAGCGGCG
This is a messenger RNA of Pararge aegeria (speckled wood butterfly), 488 nucleotides long. RefSeq lists its product as uncharacterized. The record is from RefSeq and is a predicted model, not a curated record. Bases 1 to 456 code for a protein of 151 amino acids. The transcript is spliced from 3 exons. Lineage: Eukaryota; Metazoa; Arthropoda; Insecta; Lepidoptera; Nymphalidae.